AUGGCCCGCAAAAUUUUAUGUGUCGCAGAAAAACCUGCAAUUGCUAGAGUGGUAGCGCAGCAUCUCUCUGGAGGUUCAAGCCGCGCGGUAUCGAUUCGGGGUAAUGUGUUUGUGAAAAACUACGAGUUUGAUUUCACAUUCGCUCCACCAUGGGGCCAAUGUUCGGUGAUCAUGACAAGUGUCCUUGGCCACUUGACGAGCUUGGACUUUGACUCGCAGUACAGAGGCUGGAAUUCCUGCCCGCCUGGCCUGCUGUUUGACGCACCUGUGGUAGAUUCCGUUGCCAAAGACAACUUGACUAUCGCUGAAAAUAUUCGAACAUUGGCCAGAAAUUCCAAGGCUCUAUUUAUUUGGACUGACUGUGACCGUGAAGGAGAGCAUAUUGGGACAGAAGUACGGUACCAGGCGAGAAAAUCAAAUCCAAGAAUCGAGAUUAAACGGGCGAGGUUCAGUAAUACGGAACGAGCGCAUAUAUUGCAGGCCGCGACCAAUCCAAUAGAGUUGGAUGACAGUCAGGCUAAUGCAGUUGCUGCACGGAUCGAGCUGGAUUUAAGGAUCGGGGCAGCUUUUACUAGGCUACAAACCCUCCAACUCAAAUCAUUGGGAGGUGUCCUAGAGGACAGAGUUAUCAGCUACGUUCCAGGGUCCUGCCAGUUCCCGACAUUGGGAUUUGUGGUCGACAGAUAUUUCCGGGUCAAAAACUUCAAGCCAGAAAAAUUCUGGACCAUCAAAGUUUCACAUGUCCGUGAUGGGAAAACUGUCAACUUUUUGUGGCGGAGGGUCCACCUUUACGACAGGGCUGCUGUCGUAAUACUGUUUGAGCGGUGCUUGACUUCAAAAACCGCUAAGGUUACGAAAAUGCACAAGAAACCAACACGCAAAUGGCGCCCACUGCCUUUGACUACUGUGGACCUCCAAAUGAUGGGAAGUAGGUAUCUGCGAAUGGAUAGCCAGAAAGUUAUGAAGAUCGCAGAAACUCUAUACACAAAAGGGUUUAUCAGUUAUCCACGCACGGAAACGGAUCAGUUCGACAAAGGAAUUGAUCUGAAAAAGUUGAUCGAAAAGCAAAUACCGAGUGAAAAUUGGGGCCAGUAUGCGCAGCGUCUAAUUAAUGGUUCCUUCACCCAACCACGAGCUGGUCAUCACAACGACAAGGCCCACCCUCCCAUUCAUCCAGUCAUAUUUGCAGCACCAACCGUCCUUUCCAACGAUGAACGUCUUGUCUACGAAUUCGUCACCCGACGUUUUCUCGCCUGCUGCUCUGAAGAUGCAAAAGGCGAGUCCACCGAAGUGGAAAUAAAGUACGGUGAUGAGAUCUUCCACACACAUGGUCUUCUCGUCCUGGAAAGGAAUUACUUAGAUGUUUACGUAUACGAUAAAUGGGAAAGUAGUCAAGAGAUUCCCCCUUUCACACUUGGCGAGGUGUUCGAACCCACGGAAGCUAAAAUCACGGAUGGCAAGACCGUUGCACCAGGUUAUCUAACGGAGCCUGAGCUUAUUGGUCUUAUGGAUGCUAAUGGAAUCGGAACUGACGCUACAAUGGCAGAUCAUAUUGCAAAGAUAAAGGAGCGAGAAUAUGUAGCCACUCGACCUCGUGGUGGUGGGAGGGGUAAUAAUGCUGUACAAGAAUUUAUCCCCACUCAGCUUGGUGUUGCUCUCGUUGAGGGCUAUGAUAAUGUCGUGAAUGGCUUGCCCGACAGUCCGAGCCUGAGCAAACCAUUUCUACGAAAGGAAAUGGAAUUGCGGAUGCGAGAAAUUUGCGUCGGUACAAAGUCGAAGACGGAAGUGGUGAAUGAGAGCUUGCAGAUGUAUCGUGAGGUUUUCGUGCAUACACAGCAGAGGAUUGAUAUGCUUAAGGCUGCAUGUAGGAAAUAUCUUUUUGAAGAGCGUGGUCUGUGA
Histoplasma mississippiense is the source of this 1899-nucleotide messenger RNA. Its product is annotated as DNA topoisomerase III. The record is from RefSeq and is a predicted model, not a curated record. Gene Ontology annotation, molecular function: DNA topoisomerase type I (single strand cut, ATP-independent) activity; DNA binding. Gene Ontology annotation, biological process: DNA topological change. Gene Ontology annotation, cellular component: nucleus. The transcript is spliced from 7 exons. Bases 1 to 1899 code for a protein of 632 amino acids. NCBI's taxonomy places the organism in Eukaryota, Fungi, Ascomycota, Eurotiomycetes, Onygenales, Ajellomycetaceae.